AGUGCUCCUGUCUGUGCACACUGAUCGUUCCACCCGACGAUUGUGUGUGUAUCGAUUAUUCAUGGCUGUGGCUGAUCUGCAUCGAGCUGAUCUCGUUUGAGCGCUUUUUCCUGAUCACGAACAGCGCGAUUAAACACUGCAUCUGCACUGAAGGUGCAGUAGAGAGUGCCAUGCAGGAAGGAGAGGAGAGGAAGUGAGGCGAUGGGCUGCACCUCAGCCAAGCAGUUGUCAUCUGUACCCAGUGAUGAAGAGGGCCGGGGUAAGGCCUACAGCAACGGAGAUGCCUUCUCCGAUGAGUACAAACUGAAAGGAGUUGAGAAGGUGAAGUACAUGCAUGGAGAAGAGGAGCGGACGAACACACGAAACCAAGAGAACUUGGAAAAGAGCACAUUUUUGCACAAGGGCAGGCAUAAAGAUGCCACCGGAAAUAGUAAUAAGAUAAGUAUCCACUCUUCAGAGAGCCAGCAGGAGUUCUUCAGGAUGCUGGAUGAGAAGAUUGAAAAGGGACGGGACUACUGCUCGGAGGACGAGGAUAUGACAUAGCAUGCUGAGAAGUUUGAUUUGGGCCAACAUCAAGUCAAUCCUAUCCCAAAGUUCCUUACAACUCCUUUUCAUGCCUCCUUACCCAACGGGUACUAAUCUUCAAGAGCGUGGGGUCAAGUGACUUUCAGCCCUUUUAUUCGCUCCAUUUACAAUCCACAUCCUCCCAAAUGUCUUAUAGGUCAGUAUUUGACACUCUUGAGGACUAGUAUUUAAAUGGUAGGGGGCACAGAAAGGCCAUGGUUAAGGAGACUUGGGAUUUGGCCCAAGUUUUAAAUGGGAAAGCCAUUUUUAGACUGUUCCGCAAUCCCUUGCCUUACACUACCCAUAAGCCUUCUCCUACUCAUAGUCUACAUUUAGUGGAGAGAGCCAUGCAGAGAAUCCUGGAUUUUGCCCUCCCUUUGACAUGGACACUACACAUGGUGAACCAGCGGUGGAGAUGGUAUCUCCUGAGGAGGACUUACUUACAGAGACUUGCGUGAUUCUGUGACAAAGAGACUUGCGUGAUUCAUGCUCGUUGAGACACAGGAAGUGAAAGAAAAUGGACUCCAGACUCUAGCAUUCCGUUUUUUUUAAAACUAUGUGAACAAGUAUUUUUCACCCACAGUGUUUUAUGUAUGUCUUUUUGACCUUUUUCUUUGAGUUAAUGUUACAAUGCUCAGGACAGCAGUGCUGUAUGUAUCAUCACUAGAUUUGUUGUUGGAUGAGGGCAGUGCAGUUUCUUCAGGGCCGGUCUUGAGGACAUGUUGGGCGGUGGAGAUAGAUCACAGCAUCUAGCCAUGUUUAGAGAUGCCAGUUACAGUCAUGUAGUUUGCAGAUAGUCAUUUUGUUCUAUAUAACAGGUGGAUAUCAUACGUUCUCUUGACAUUUAUAUUCACUUUUCUUUAGUUGUAAACCAGUACAAGUUUCAAAACCAGCCUUCAGAAAGUUUUACAUAGAUAAGUUUUAUUAUCAGGAAGUGCUUCUUCCUUUUACAGUAUGACAGUAACUUGCCAUAGCCUUAAGCACACAGUGUUUUCUUUUCUGAUAUGAGAUGACAGUAAGCCAUUAAUUUCUGUAUUUUCACUCUGAAGUGAAUAAUAUCCCACAUGUAUGCUUAGGUUCUUUAUGUACACAGUUGGGCCAAACAAAGAUGCCAAAAAUGCAGUAAAUGUGAUGCUGAGUGAAAGAAUGAAUAAAUAAAUACACAUUGACCAACUAAACAAG
Messenger RNA from Megalobrama amblycephala (Wuchang bream), 1746 nucleotides. RefSeq lists its product as uncharacterized. The record is from RefSeq and is a predicted model, not a curated record. Lineage: Eukaryota; Metazoa; Chordata; Actinopteri; Cypriniformes; Xenocyprididae. The transcript has 6 exons. The coding region runs from base 202 to 543 and encodes 113 amino acids.